UGCAUCUUUCGUCCCUAGGAUUUUUCUAAGCGGUGUGAGCGCGCGACUUUUCUUUCUUUUUCCUUUCUUCCUUUGUUUUUCUUUUGUAAAUCCCUUCAGCUUUAUAAAGCACCGAUUCCUGAUCUCCCGAGGAUGCACAUCGUGUUAGAGACGCGCACUCUCACACUCCGUCCAGCGUCAUCUCAUUCCGUACGGAUUAAUGAAUUCCCUCCGGUUACCGUGUCGUGCUCCGGGAUAUAAAACCUGACAAGUUGAACACUCCGUUCUCUUGAAGGUUUUGAACACGACAAGGAAACAUCGCGUGCCUAUGCGUCCUGUUCUAUUCUCUAGGAGGAGCGAUGAACGUUGCUCGGUCUGCGUGACCUCCCCACCGGAGUGCUUUGUCUCGUGGAGUAGGCGAAACGGCGCGAGCGUUACGUUGCUUCUUUUCCACACGCACGUAUGCUAUUUUGCCGCACAAAACAAUUUGACCAACUCGAAAACAAGUCUCUUGCAUUUUUACAGAACUAACCUGUCAUUCCGUGUGGGAGAAUAACACUGACAUUUCAGGGCUCGUGAACAAACAGACUUUGGAAAGGUGUGAAAAGGGCGCACGAGCUGUUUUAACUCCACCGGCUGGAUAUUAUUGUUGGGAGCAAACGCAGGAACGUGUGGUGAGUGAUAGAUAUUAAGGCAUGACAUCAACAGGAGUGAGAGAUUAAAUUAUUCAAGUCAGCCUGGUGAUUUUGGUAGGAGUUUUGGUGUGUGGCGCAAGUCCAGUGGAGCAGCCCGGAGUUCCGGAGCAUCAUGGGCUGCUGCAGUGGUCGCUGUACACUGGCCUUCAUCUGCGGCAUGCAGCUGAUUAGCAUUUUGGAACGGCAAAUAUUUGACUUUCUUGGUUAUCAGUGGGCGCCGAUCCUCACAAACUUCAUCCACAUCAUCACAGUGAUUCUGGGCCUGUUUGGGACGGUGCAGUUCAGGCCAAGAUACGUCACCGGGUAUGCAGUCUGGCUGGUGCUCUGGGUCACCUGGAACAUCUUUGUCAUCUGCUUCUACCUGGAAGUGGGUGACCUUUCCAAGGACACAGACUUGAUCAUGACCUUUAAUAUUUCCAUGCAUCGCUCCUGGUGGAUGGAGAACGGUCCUGGGUGCAGGGUGACCCCCGUGACUCCUCCACCCUCCUGGGCUCCUGAAGACCACCGCUACAUCAGCAUAGCCGGCUGCGUGCUGGAGUACCAGUAUGUGGAGGUGGCGCACAGUUCCCUGCAGAUCAUCCUGGCUCUGGCUGGGUUCAUCUACGCCUGUUACGUGGUGAAACUCAUUUCAGAAGAGGAAGACAGCUUUGACUUUAUAGGUGGCUUCGACUCCUACGGGUACCAAGGACCACAGAAGACAUCUCAUUUGCAACUGCAACCAAUGUAUAUGUCAAAGUAACAAGGACAAACUGCCUUAUGAAACGAUGAACUUCUGUCUCAACCUUUCGUCUUUUUACAUAAAUGUCUUAAUAUGAUAGUGUCUUAAGAACCAUUGGAGGAACGCAAGAUGUGGCACUUUAACUAGUCAACAAAUGGAGAACACUAGAGCCAAGGCAUUGGAUUUUCUCAGUUUGGAGCAUCGUGUCUGGCUGGAUUAAGCAGGAGCAAGAGCGCCACCAUGUGGCAGAAACUGCAGAAACACAGCACAGUGGGGUUCGAGAUAAAAAAGAAGAGAAAAAAGAAAAGAAGAGGCUGCAUUCAUCUCUGUGGACAUGAACACGAGGGAUGGAACCAGGAGACGAAAGAGUGCUGCGUUCUUAUAGACUCCAUUAGAAAAAAACUCACUUACCGAAUGUUUCUUAACAGGUCCGAAUUGGCUCUAGAUAUCUUAUGUAGUACUUGAGUGGUUAAUAGAGUAACUUAAGGAGAAUUAUACAUACGUGUUUACAUAUGGUCAUUCCAGUUGUUGGAAUACCGUUACUAGGUUGUCCUGAUGUCUGAUAACUGUACUCUGAACAUGUUUUUAAUCUGUAUUAUGGAUGUUUUCAUCUUGAAAGUGCCAAGAACAGUUCCAACAAACCCAAAACUGCCCAGAGACUUUCAACAGCAGUCAAAAAUAAGAGUAAUAAUAAUAAUUAUCAUAAUAAUAAUAAUAAUAAUAAUAAUAAUAAUAAUAAUAAUCAUAAUCAUAAUCAUAAUAAUAACAAUUCACCUAGUAAUUUCAUUGGUUGGAUGUGGUUCGCAGGUCAGCUGUGUUUGUUGCAUGAAGUGUAAUUUUGAAUAGCAUAUUUAAUUUGGAUCGACGGCAGGAACUAGCAGAGCUUUCUUUUAGAACAAAAAAGAUUCUGUGAAUAUGAAUAUUGUGCUUUCUAAGACGCUGUUCAGUCUCGUGAAGAAGAAAACAAAGCGAAAACUAAACCUUCUUCCUACCUAUUCUAUUUUUUUUGUUUGUUUGUUUUAUUUCUAACAUGUGUGGCAGUGUUCAAUCUUUUUCUAGUAGACUAAUCAAUUGUUUUAAGGGAGGGCCGUUCUGUUAAACUGUAUAUAGACAUUUGGAGAGGGGAGUAAAAGAGAAAAAAAAUGAGAAAGCUGCAUUUAGUAGUGUGAUGUGAGAAGAGUGUGUGGUAGAGUUUGUGCUGUGGCCAAAUGUGCUAGUGUGUGUGUAUGUGUGUGUGUGUGUGUGUGUGUGUGUGUGUGUGUGCGUGUGUAGAGUCACCAUCGCAGGAACCCAUGAGGAGCCCUAAAAGCAGAUGUGCUUUCUCUGCAGAAUUGUUCCUUUGACGUCACAGAACUAACAACAUUAGUUGUAGUCCAUUAACACACCGCACACACGACAGACAAAUCAUUUACAACACAAAGCCAUUCGCGUCUUUUAACUCCUGAGCGAACUGAAUGGCCUUUUGUGGAAAUACUCUGAACCGUGCUUGUACGUGAAAACAAAAGAAACCAAGUUCCUCAUUUAAAACUGCACUUUCACUCCCUAAUUAUAUUUCAAUUAUAUAUUAAGUCUGGAAUGAAACAUGAACGUAAGGAACAUCAUUUAGGUCUCACAAAUGAAACCACAUCCCAUAAAAAUAAUAAGAUGUGUGUUUUCUGCGUGUAGUCACACACCUUUUUUUAAACUUAUAAAGCAGACGUCUCUGUGGUCAGAGAAAAUUUUCCAAUGUUGGAUAAAGUCUUUUACUGAGAAGUGCAUGACGCUCCACUCCAAUUAAUAACACUUUGCCUCCUGCUGACAAGCCGAAAUGAGCCUUUUUUCAUCACUACCCUCAUGAAUUGCACUGAAGCUUUGAUGAUUAAUCAAGAUAUUGCAACAGAGCCAUUUUUCAGUCUUUAUUGGCUAAUAAUUCCCUACAGUCAUUGCUCUUUGGUUAUAGACGCACAGGAUGAAUAUGAAUACGCCAGACGAUAUUGUGAAUUUACGCCGUAAAAAGAGAUCACUGCGUGUGCUACAUCUGUCUUUGUAAUUUGGCUUUGGAUAUGAAAUAUUAAAGCAACAAAGGGUAAGCGGUGUGCAAUUGACUCAAAAAAGCAGAACUCACAAGAUUCAUUAGUUUAUUACUCCGAGUUUAUCAAAUCAGCUUGACUGUAACACCAGUUCUUUCUACUCAAAGUGUAAAUAUACUGCAUCUCUAUUCCAGACAUGGUGCUUGAUCAACCCUAACAACAACGGCGAUCAUGCCGUCUCUCACUCUGCCAGCUGGUGAGAGGUUUACAGGAUUGUCUAGAUGUACAAUUUGAUGUCACCAGUUUAAAUGCGAGACUGGGAGACCAUUGUGAAUGAUGAUGCUACUUCUUGGGUUUUAUUUUAUAUACAUCGAUAUGACACCUUUCUGACGAGCUUUAUAUACCAAACAUUCUGUGUUUAAUGAGUCUACAUUUCAAAAGAAUGGCCUUGUAAUAGUAUUUAGAAGGUACUUCAGAAUUAGUGCAAUCAAAUUUAGGUCUGUCGAUUUCUAUUAAGACAUUCUAGAGGUUUUCUUAGUAUCUUAGUUUAGACCUCAUCAACCACUAGACAGUCCAAAAUCAUUUAUUCCAGUUUCUACACUCUUAAUCUUUUGGCACCAAUGUUUUUCCACCUGGAAAAAACCAAACACAUGGACUAUUUGGAGGUUCCAGAGGUCUGGAUUAGAAUUUUUCAUUUCUGCAGAUUUAGGCUGGAAUGAUUGGGUU
This is a messenger RNA of Tachysurus vachellii, 4127 nucleotides long. RefSeq names its product sodium/potassium transporting ATPase interacting 2 (gene nkain2). The record is from RefSeq and is a predicted model, not a curated record. Gene Ontology annotation, biological process: regulation of sodium ion transport. Bases 787 to 1413 code for a protein of 208 amino acids. Lineage: Eukaryota; Metazoa; Chordata; Actinopteri; Siluriformes; Bagridae. The transcript has 7 exons.